Messenger RNA from Mercenaria mercenaria, 4694 nucleotides. Its product is annotated as protein CUSTOS-like. The transcript is spliced from 4 exons. Gene Ontology annotation, biological process: Wnt signaling pathway. The record is from RefSeq and is a predicted model, not a curated record. NCBI's taxonomy places the organism in Eukaryota, Metazoa, Mollusca, Bivalvia, Venerida, Veneridae. Bases 2688 to 3212 code for a protein of 174 amino acids.
AAGGUCAAGGUCACAGUGACCUAGAACACUUAAAUGAUUUCCGGAUGAUAACUCAAGAACGCUUAGCCUAGGAUCAUGAAAAUUGACAGGAAGGUUGGUCAUGACCAGCAGAUGACCCCUAUUGACGUUGAGAUCAAUAGGUCAAAGGUCAAGGUCACAGUGUUACAGAACAGUUAAACGGUUUCUGGAUGAUAACUCAAGAAUCCUUUAACCUAGGAUCAUGAAAGUUGACAAGGAGAUUGGUCAUGUCCAGCAGAUGAACCCUAUUGAUUUUAAGGUCAGUAGGUCAGAGGUCAAGGUCACAGUGAUACUGAACAGUUAAACAGUUUCUGAAUGAUAACUCAUGACCAGCAGAUGACCCUAUUAAUUUUGAGGUCAAUAGGUCAAAGGUCAAGGUCACAUUACCCAGAACAGUAAAAUUUUGUUUACAGUGACCAAAUAAUUUCUGUUACUUGUGCAAUUACUGAAUGCAUCAAGGGGGGCAUUUCGUGUUCCAUGAGCUCUUGUUAUUCUUAAACUUAUAUUUUCUAGCAUGCUGUUAUGUUCAGUUCAGUAAUUGUUGUAUGCAUGUAUAACGGAAGAUGCCGGUGGAGAGAAAACACGAAAAACUCGACAAAUAAUGUAUUUGUCAUGUUUUCAUAUUUGCGGGGCGAAAACACGACAAAUAAGGUAUUUGUCAUGUUUUCAUGUUGGCGGGGCGAAAACACAACAAUAACACGAAAACUCAACAAAUACCUAAUGUUAAAUCAAAGGAAAAGCUUGUUAACACUCUUGAGGUCACAAUUUUGGCCCAAUCUUAUUGAAACUUGGUCAGAAUGUUACCUUCAAUAAAAUCUUGGACGAGUUCGAUAUUGGGUCAUCUGGGGUCAAAAACUAGGUCACCAGGUCAAAUCAAAGGAAAAGCUUGUUAACACUCUAGAGGUCACAAUUUUGGGCUAAUCUUAAUGAAACUUUGUCAGAAUGUUACCCUCAAUGAAAUCUUUGACAAGUUCCAUAUUGGGUCAUCUGGGGUCAAAAACAAGGUCACCAGGUUAGAUCAAAGGCAAAGCUUGUUAACACUCUAGUGGUCACAAUUUUGGCCCAAUCUUAUUGAAACUUAGUCAGAAUGUUACCCUCAAUAAAAUUUUGGACGAUUUUGAUUUUGGGUCAUCUGGGGUCAAAAACUAGGUCACCAGGUCAAAUCAAAAGAAAAGCUUCUUAACACUGUAGAGGCAGCAUUUAUGACUGUAUCUUCAUGAAACCUGGUCAGAAUGUUAAUCUUGAUGAUCUCAACGUCCAGUUUAAAUCUGGGUCAUUAAGGUCAAAAACUAGGUCACCAGGUCAAAUCAAAGGAAAAGCUGGUAAACACUGUAGAGGCCACAUUUAUGAUCAUAUCUUAAUGAAACAUGGUCAGAAUGUUAAUCUUGAUGAUCUAUAGGUCACAUUAAAAUCUAGGUCAGGUGGGAUCAAAAAUUAGGUCACUAGGUCAAAUCAAAGGAAAAGCUUGUUAACACUAGAGGCCACAUUUAUGACUGUAUCUUCAUGAAACUUAGUCAGAAUGUUAAUCUUGAUGCUCUUUAGGUCAAAUUUGAAUGUAGGUCAUGUGGGGUCAAAAACUAGGUCACCAGGUCAUAUCAAAGGAAAAACUUGUUAACACUUUAGAGGUCACAUUUCUGACCAUAUCUUAAUGAAACUUGGUCAGAAUGUUAAUCUUGAUGAUCUUUAGGUCAAUAGGUCAGGUGAGCGGUACAGGGCCUUCAUGGCCCUCUUGUUGAUAUUUGGUAUGUUACAUUGACUAGUGUUCCUCUACCAAACUUGUUCAAAUUAUGCCCCUGGGGUGAAAAGAGGCUUUGCCCUGGGGUCCCAGAUUUUAACAUAGACUUAUUUAGGAAUUUUCUUUUAAAUCUUCCUGUCUGAAAGUCUUAGGCCUAGGCCUUUGAUAUUUGGUAUGUAGCAUUGCCUAAUAGAUCUCUAACCAGAUUGUUCAAAUUAUACGCCCGGGGUGAAAAAAGGCCCCGCCCUGGGGGUCUCUUGUUAUAUCAGUUACAUAGGAAAAAUACUUCAAAAAAUUAUUAGAUCAUAUUUCCUAGACUGUUAAGUUAUAAUUACCUGAUGACCUCAAGUUAUUAGGGGUCAUCUAACUGUGACUUUGACCUACUGACCUAGUCACCUGCUUUCUUGUUUUGUAAGAUACUGUGAAAUCAUGGGGGUCUAAUUUUCGUAGAUUUCGUUGUUGAGUCAAUCCAUGAAAUUUAAUCUCAACGAACAAGUAAAAUUCCCAUUCAUUUUAUGUUCAAAAGUUGAAAUCCCUGAAUUCAUAGCCCCACGAAAUUGCCGUUUUGACCAAAACCACGAAAUUUAAUGAUUUUACAGUACAGCCUUGAAAUUUGGAUGACAUGUACAGUUUUUCAUACCUAAUGACCUACUUUCUUAAUAUUUUAGCAUCAGUUUGAUAUUUCAAACAUGUAGCUCAUAUUACUCAAUUGAGUGAUCCUGGGUCAUCAUGACCCUCUUGUUUUUGGUAAGCACCUCUUCAGACUGUUAAUGGCACUCACAGUCCAAAUUGAAAGAUAGAUAAGUUCAUUAUACAAAUUAAGCAGGGUAAGGAUUAAGAUUUGGACUUCUUCUUGCAGACCAAGCAAGGGCAGAUCUGAAAGUGGAAAAUGACCAGGAAAUCAUACCCUCCAGAAGGCCUGAUAAACAGAUAGAUGAUGCAGACAAUGUUGAUAAUAUGUUUAAUGCAACUCCAGGCUUUAGGAGACAUGUUUCGAGAAAAUUGUCUGCAGCUUUGGACAGGUGUUAAAUUGUUUUCAAACUCAAAAACACUCCUUCAAGAUGACUCUUCAAAACUGGAGGGCAGAAAAUAUGACAAAAAGCACCCCCUACCUUCAAGCAGUGAUAGCAGUUCUGAAGAUGAGAGACUAGCUGAAGCAUCUGUGUCCCAUGACUUUAUACUUCAUCAGAGUAAUCUCCCUUACACAACAAGUAAGAAACCAGCUGACAUUAUCAUAAAUCAAGCAGACCAUUGCCCAUCUGCUGUGACAAAAAAGAACAGUGGAAGUAACAAAUUAGAAGUUUCCAGAUGUAAUCAUGAAAUAAAGAACAGUGAAAAAAGUGAGCAGACAAAAAUGGAUCAGUUAAUUGAAACUGAUGAAAAAAUUGAAGGACCAAUAAAGAAGCACAAAAAGAAAAUUAAGAAAAGAAAAGAAAAGUCAGUUGAGCUGUUUCAGUGAUCUGCAGUUAUCACAAUGGUCAAUAUAGCAGAAGACAAGGUGCUUAAAAAUUAAGAACAAGACCUCUGCUUGUUCCUGAAAAAUUGUGUAUUGAAAGGACUUUACUUUGAUGGAACUCACAGGGGAGGAACAUAUAUAGAGCUCUACUGAAGCGAGGACAUAUUGAUUGUUUGGUAACCUAAACAUGUACUAUUUAUAUAGGAUCAGCUGAUUAAAGAGCAAACAACAAUUCAAUGCAAAUUGGUGAUUAUGUACAUGUAUCAUGUACAUCGGAUAUAGAACACCAGCUUUCCAUUGAAAAUGUUUAUAUCAUUUUAGUGUAUACAGAUGCUGAUUUGGAAUUUCAAAAAAAAAAUUUCACUUCCUAUAACAUAUUUGUUACAUCUUACAAAAAUAAACUAUUAAUGAUGUUUAAAUUUUAUUUACUUUUCUGGUGUUAUAUAUUCAUAAUAUUGUCUAAUUCUAACAUGGCUCGAUUUGAUUUCCAGCUGAAGGCCAAGAUUAUUAGUUGAAGUCAUCUGUUUGAAUAUAUUCCAGAAUACUGUACAUCCAACAAAAGUGAAAGUGUUGUCUCUCUCACUGUAAAUUUGCCAUUAAGGAGAAACAAGAGCUGUCACUAUUGGUGACAAAUGCCCCCAAAGCAUGCCCAAGAAUGCUACAGUUGUAUGUGCAAAUAAAUCACACAUCAUUUUGUGACCUUGACCUAAGUGGCCCAGGUCAUAAGCGUGACACACCUCAGUUAGGUUAACAUUUGUGUCAAAUUAUUUUCAAAUCCCUUGAUAAAUGGCAGAGUUGUGAAACAGACAAGAAAAACCUUUGACUUCUAAGUGUAACCUUGACCUUGGAGGUAGGGCUCUGGGUUGUGUGCAUGACACCUCAUCUCAUUAUAGGGAACAUUUAUGCCAAGUAAUUUCAAAAUCCUUUCAUCAAUGGCAGAGUUAUGGACCAGACAAGAAACAGACCAUGUUAACCUUUAACCUCUAAGUGUUACCUUGACCUUAGAGCUAGGGGUCUGUAUCUUGCACAUGACACGUCGUCUCAUUAUGAGGAACAUUUAUGCCAAGUAAUUUCAAAAUUCCUUGAUGAAUGGCUGAGUUAUGGACCGGACACGAAACAGACCAUGUUAACCUUUGACUUCUAAGUGUGACCUUGACCCUGGAGCUAGGGGUCUGGAUCUUGCGCGUGACACGUCGUCUAAAUAUAGUGAACAUUUACGCCAAGUAAUUUCGAAAUCCCUUCAUGGAUGGAAGAGUUACAGCCCGGACAAGAAUUUACCGGACGGACAGUGCGAUUUUAAUAUGCCCACCUUCGGGGCCAUAAAAAAUCCAGAACGUAUUUAUGCGAGCCUCAAAUAAAGUUAACAGUGGAAACUGACACUAGGAUGUUUACAAUGACAACAGUUCUAUGUUAAACAUUACAACAAUUGUAAAAUAUGUUAAGUAGUGCGUGUAGUAGUGAAUAAAUAAGCUGAGUUUUACUUUA